This is a messenger RNA of Grosmannia clavigera kw1407, 954 nucleotides long. RefSeq names its product glyceraldehyde-3-phosphate dehydrogenase. Bases 1 to 954 code for a protein of 317 amino acids. The transcript has 3 exons. The record is from RefSeq and is a predicted model, not a curated record. Gene Ontology annotation, molecular function: oxidoreductase activity, acting on the aldehyde or oxo group of donors, NAD or NADP as acceptor; NAD binding. NCBI's taxonomy places the organism in Eukaryota, Fungi, Ascomycota, Sordariomycetes, Ophiostomatales, Ophiostomataceae.
AUGACCAUCAGCGUGGGCAUCAACGGAUUCGGCCGCAUUGGCCGUAUCGUUUUCCGCAAUGCCAUUGAGCACGGCGAGGUCGACGUCGUCGCCGUCAACGACCCGUUCAUCGAGCCGCACUACGCUGCCUACAUGCUCAAGUACGACUCCACCCACGGCGUGUUCAAGGGUGACGUCACCGUCUCCGGCAGCGACCUGGUGAUCAACGGCAAGACGAUCAAGUUCUACCAGGAGCGCGACCCGGUCAACAUCCCGUGGAAGGACACCGGUGCUGAGUACGUUGUCGAGUCGACGGGUGUGUUCACGACGACGGCGAAGGCGUCUGCCCAUCUGAAGGGUGGUGCCAAGAAGGUGAUCAUCUCGGCCCCGUCGGCCGAUGCGCCGAUGUACGUUGUCGGUGUGAACGAGGACAAGUACGACGGCAGCGCAGACGUGAUCUCGAACGCGUCUUGCACGACCAACUGCCUGGCGCCCCUGGCCAAGGUUCUGAACGACAAGUUCGGCAUUGUUGAGGGUCUGAUGACGACUGUGCACUCGUACACGGCGACGCAGAAGACGGUGGACGGCCCCUCGGCCAAGGACUGGCGGGGUGGCCGCGGUGCGGCACAGAACAUCAUCCCCAGCAGCACUGGUGCGGCCAAGGCUGUCGGCAAGGUGAUUCCGGAGCUGAACGGCAAGCUGACGGGCAUGUCGCUGCGUGUGCCGACGGCCAACGUGUCGGUUGUCGACCUGACUGUGCGCCUGGAGAAGGGCGUCUUGGGCUACACCGAGGACGACGUUGUGUCAUCUGAUCUGAACGGCAACAACAACUCGUCGAUCUUCGAUGCCAAGGCCGGCAUCUCGCUGAACCCCAACUUCGUCAAGGUGGUCAGCUGGUACGACAACGAGUGGGGCUACUCCCGCCGUGUCCUGGACCUGAUCGUCAAGGUUGCGGCUGUCGACGCCAAGAAGUAA